Molecule: messenger RNA, 10893 nt
Organism: Trachemys scripta elegans
Lineage: Eukaryota; Metazoa; Chordata; Testudines; Emydidae
Gene: MAP3K2
Product: mitogen-activated protein kinase kinase kinase 2
Exons: 17
Coding region: 350-2245 (631 amino acids)
Biological process (GO): protein phosphorylation
Molecular function (GO): protein kinase activity; protein binding; ATP binding
Source: RefSeq, a predicted model, not a curated record
CCUUCGCCCCCCCCAUCCGGCCUCUCUCCCGCUCCGGCCUCGUCUGCCGUCACCCCCGCCGGUAGGCCCCGUCCCGCAGCGCCGGGGGGCUGGGGCAGGGGCAGGCGGGCUGCCGGGUCCUGCCUGCGACCCUCCCCCCCCGUGCCCGGAAACCUGGCUGCGCCCCCGAGCCUGCUCCCCACCCGCGUCCCCCGGGCCUGCCGCGGGGCAGGGAGCUGUGGGGGGGCUCCCUGGGCUCGGGCACCAACGGCUUCCUCCCCCCACUCGGGGCUCGGCUGGGACCCAGAAAAUAAAUGAAUGCUAAUGGGACAGCCAUUUCCCUGAAGUUCAGGUUUUCAGGCUGGCUGCCAUGAUGGAUGAUCAGUCUUUGAAUUCAAUCGAGCAGCAAGCUUUGAAUUCAAUCAUGCAGGAUUUGGCUGUCCUUCAUAAGGCUAGUCGUCCUGCAUUGCCAGUACAAGAAACAGGAAAACCAAAAUCAUCUUCACCCAAAAAACAGAAUGAUGUUAGAGUCAAAUUCGAACACCGAGGUGAAAAAAGGAUUCUACAGUUUCCCAGGCCUGUCAAACUAGAAGAUCUUGCAUCUAAAGCUAAAGUUGCUUUUGGACAGCCUAUGGACUUGCAUUACAGCAAUAAUGAGCUGGUGAUUCCGUUAACCACACAGGAUGAUUUGGACAAAGCUGUUGAACUGCUAGAUCGUAGUGUUCACAUGAAGAGCCUCAAGAUAUUGCUUGUAAUACAUGGAAAUUUACAGGUUCCUGUCCUAAGUAACAUGGAACCAUUGCCAUCACUGGAAGAUUUGGAUAAUACAGUGUUUGGAGUGGCAGAGAGGAAAAACAGGCUGUCUGUAAUAGGUUCUAAUACACGUGAUAGAAGUUCACCUCCCCCGGGAUACAUUCCAGAUGAGCUGCACCAGGUGGUACGAAAUGGAUCAUUCACUAGUAUCAAUAGUGAAGGCGAGUUCAUUCCAGAAAGCAUGGAUCAAAUGCUGGAUCCAUUGUCCUUGAGCAGUCCUGAAAACUCUGGCUCAGGAAGCUGUCCCUCACUUGACAGCCCUUUAGAUGGAGAUAGCUACCCCAAAUCUCGGAUGCCACGAGCACAGAGCUAUCCAGAUAACCACCAGGAGUUUUCAGACUAUGAUAUCCCAAUAUUUGAGAAAUUUGGAAAAGGCGGGACUUAUCCCCGAAGGUAUCAUAUUUCAUAUCAUCACCAAGAUUACAAUGAUGGUCGUAAAACUUUUCCAAGGGCCAGAAGGACCCAGGGGAACAGCUUCCGGUCUCCAGUCAGUUUCAGCCCCACCGAUCACUCCCUGAGUACAAGCAGUGGGAGUAGCACCUUUACUCCAGAGUAUGAGGAGACCAGAAUGAGAAGAAGGGGAAGUGACAUAGACAAUCCUACCCUGUCAGUAAUGGACAUCAGCCCACCUAGCCGCUCACCACGAGCACCAACUAACUGGAGACUUGGCAAGCUGCUGGGUCAAGGUGCUUUUGGCAAAGUAUAUCUAUGUUAUGACGCUGACACCGGAAGAGAAUUGGCUGUUAAACAAGUUCAAUUUGACCCUGACAGUCCAGAGACGAGCAAGGAGGUAAAUGCACUUGAAUGUGAGAUUCAGCUGUUGAAAAACCUGCUGCAUGAAAGAAUUGUUCAGUAUUAUGGCUGCUUGAGGGAUCCCUCUGAAAGAACACUCUCUAUAUUCAUGGAAUACAUGCCAGGGGGUUCCAUUAAGGACCAGUUAAAAGCAUAUGGAGCACUCACAGAGAAUGUGACCCGAAAAUACACACGGCAGAUUUUGGAGGGAGUUUACUAUUUGCACAGUAAUAUGAUUGUACAUAGAGAUAUUAAAGGAGCAAAUAUUCUGCGGGAUUCAGCAGGCAAUGUGAAGCUAGGUGAUUUCGGUGCCAGCAAGCGACUUCAGACUAUCUGUCUCUCUGGCACGGGAAUGAAAUCUGUCAUGGGGACUCCAUACUGGAUGAGUCCCGAAGUUAUCAGUGGAGAAGGGUAUGGGAGAAAAGCAGAUAUCUGGAGCGUAGGUUGUACGGUGGUGGAAAUGCUCACUGAGAAACCCCCUUGGGCAGAGUAUGAAGCAAUGGCUGCCAUCUUUAAAAUUGCCACCCAGCCAACCAGUCCACAGCUGCCACCUCAUGUCUCGGACCAUAGUCGGGAUUUCCUUAAGCGGAUUUUUAUCGAGGCCAAGUUGCGACCAUCUGCAGAUGAACUGCUAAGACACACAUUUGCACAUUAUCACUAACAGCCUGCCUCAACUCAGCUUGCAUCUACUGCAUUUAUUUUCUAUUUGACUGCACUUUUAUUUUUAUUUUUUUACAAAAAAAGGAGAAAAAAGACAAGAGAGAAAACAUUUCUCUUGAUUCUUUGUUUUACUUAGAUUAUAAGCAAGAAUCUAAAUUUUUGUAUUUAGAAUGAGGGUCUCUUCUCCUCUCCCCCGCCCCCCAACAGGACCCAGAACCUUUUGUUUCUGUAAUGUACUGAUGUGGUUCACAAAGAUAAAGCACUUUAGUACAUAUUCAUUCCUUAACUAAGGGGAAAACAGACAUGUGACUUGGACUGUCAAGAACUGUAACUUUUUCUAACACCGCUGACUGUCUCAGGAUGCAGGGAAAAAUACAGCAGCAGCUAGCACGCAGGGAGAAGAAAAUCAUCAUCUGUGAUUUGUUCUUUGUACUGUAGGUAGUUGCUGCUGAGGGUUUAAAGUUAUAUUUUAGCUUGUUAAUCAGUUUCUGAAUAUCACACUUGAGGCAUGAACCCACAUUUCUGGAAAUUAAUUAGAAAGCUCAAAGAACUUAGAACCCUGAGUAGAGAGUGCUCUGCAUAAUAGAGCACCUGCCUGACACUUCCUUUGUGACCAAAAGAAAAUAAGGCAGGAACAUAACUCUAAAUGAGUAGUUGGUGAGAGCUGUUAUAAAGUUAUUUUAUUACCUUCAUAAAACAAGAAUUACAGGUAAAUCAAAGAUGAUAGAUCCAAACUCCUAGAGACUGCAAAGCUCAGGGGAUAGUCUCCAUAAUGAAGAAACAAAAAAUAACCAAAAAGAUCAACAGAUAAAUAAAAAUAAUACCCCCUGCAGCUGCCAAAGAUAUGCCUACCAUAUAAGUUAAAGGGGUGGGGGGGGUCACUUUCCUUAGGUGAUGGUAAGACACAAAAUGGUGUGAGAUAAAGUCCUUCACCAUCCAAUGAAUGGCAAAGAAAAAAAUUAAUCCUUAUCUACUGUAUGCAUCAUCUGACUAUCAAAAUUAUCUGCAAGGAAUAAGAGAUUCAGAACAAUUGUCAGAGACUGAGAAGGAAUGUAUUUUGAAGGUCAUGCACCUGAAUAUAAUAAUCCUUCUUAAAUUGUUUUAAAUGGAAUUGUUUUAAUAACACAAUCCAGUUAUUAGGAUGUUUGAAAAAGUCCCUGAAAUAAAAUGAAUUCUAAUUCCUUGUGUCUAAUUCCGUUAGUGUCAAAUGAUGACAAGGCACUUCAAGACUUCUUUGGUCAUAUUUUUCAAGCCGCAAUGAUGAUAAAAAUAACAUUAAAAUGCCUCUUUCCUAGGGAAAGCCUUAAAAGCAAUCAACAUAGAAACAUCAGGGACAGACCACACAGAAAAAGUGGACUAUUUUUAAAGUUGCGUGUGUGACACAGCAAUAGUACAUGAAUUUUGAAAAUGAAGUCCAACUAAACAAAGAGCAGUGGCACCCACUGUCAUGUUGAGUUUUACAUUAAAAAUGACCAAAGAUGUAAAAGGAACAAAGCAGCUAAACAGGAUGAGUCUCUAAUUUUGCAAUCCAGAAGGAUCAAACUGUGCUAGAUCUCAGUCAUAAAAUGUUUAUUCAUCUUUUCCAUCUCUAGAACAGGGUAAUAAAAGAGUAAAAUUCGGAGACACGAUCUCACAGGCCUUGAACAGCUCCACUGAAAAAUACUAAUGAGAAGCAUGUACUAACUGACUUCACUUUAGAGAGAGAAGUCAAACCCUCCCAUUUUUAUAAAAGUAGACAAUAUACAGAAUUUGAGAAAGAGUUUGGAAAUAAGUUCUUUGACCUGUAUAACUUAAAUUUGAUUCUUGCUAAUAUGGCUGAUUCACUAGUUGUCUGUCUUUCCCUCCCAGUUCUGUAAAGACCGAAUGUGUUGAUGCUUUAGACAUCAAACUAUUCUGACAAGGAUGGUCCCAAGAGUCCACUCUGCUUUAUGUCUUUAUUAGGACUAUCAAAAGCUUGAGGUGGGUGAAAAUAAAGAAAUGAAUGUGUCGGUGCUACAAUGAGAAAUUAGUGUUGGCUCAUGUGACAGACUCUUGAGGUUUCUGAAUUUUUAUUUUUCUAAUUUAGCUGCUAAAUUCUGUAUCAGCAGCAUAACUAGGAGUCUGGGUCUAUCCUAAUCCAUUUACCUGUAAUAGGUUCAGUUGUUCUUCUACUGGGGCCACUAUCACAAUAUUUUGGGCAGGUGGCCUAUUCCAGUUGUCUGUUUUCUGUGAUUAUUGUGACUUUUAUCUGGUUGGUCAUUUUGUUGGUCACGGUAAGCAGCAGUGCAGGGUUUACAUGCGUGAGAUGAGAGUUCAAUCAGGGAAAACCCAUGGGCCAAAAUUAAAGUAAACUUGUGUUCACUUUCUUUGGCUUCUUUGUGACUCGAUGGAAGCAGCCUCUGGAAAGAAUCUGCAUGAACCUUUGUGCUUUAAAGGACCUUUGCUUCAUAAGCAAAAUUUAGUGGCAGCGGGGACAGUAGGGAGAGUUAUGUAGAGACUGUCUUUAAAAUACAGUAGAACCUCAGAGUUAUGAACACUAGAGUUACGAACUGACUGGUGAACCACACACCUCAUUUUUAACCAGAAGUACAUAAUCAGGCAGCAGAGACGGGAAAAAUAAAAAAAGCAAAUACUGUACAGCACAGUACUGUGUUAAAUGUAAAGUACUAAAAAAGUAAAGUUUUUAAAAAAAGAUUUGACAACGUAAGGAAACUGUGUCUGUGCUUAUUGCAUUUAAAUUAAGAUGGUUAAAGCAGCAUUUUUCUUCUGCACAGUAAAGGUUCAAAGCUGUAUUUAAGUCAAUGUUCAGUUGUAAACUUUGGAAAGAAUCACCGUAACGUUUUGUUCAGAGUUGUGAACAUUUCAGAGUUACGAACAACCUCCAUUCCUGAGAUGUUUGUAACUCUGAGGUUCUACUGUAGACUAAUAGUUUACAUAAUGUACAAACCAUAUAUCUGAAAUGGAUUUCAAAAGAAUUAAGAAGGUACCAAAAACCAAGCUAAAAAUGUACAUAUAUAAUAGUCGGUAUCUGAAAGGGUAAGAAAGUUAUUUAUAUUACCAAAAAGUACAAAAAAUGAACUUUAAAGGGAAAAUUUAAUCAGGUUUAACUGCAGCACUCAGAAAUUUUAAAGAUACUGUUGGAUCAAUAAAAGAAACUGUACUCUCUGAAGCUUGAAGUUUUCUAAAAAUAUACCCUGUUUGCAAGGCAGAGUUGGCUUCUCUAUACUGCAGUGUUAUUUCUUAGCUGUGACUGGGGAGAAAAAACAAAAUAAGACUGCUGCUUUUGUGCCUUUUUAAAAGAUAGUGCUUUCUGUCUUGACAAUGGUAAACUUGUUUGAGAUCGGGAAAAGAGAGAACUUGCAGAAUAAUACAGAGUUUUUAAAACUUUUAGGCAUAGCUUUCCCCUUAAAAUAUAAUUCCAUCUGGAUUAUAAAUUAUUGGACAUCUCAAAAAACUACUGAGUCAAUAUAGUACCUCUUUAAUGAUGACUAAUUUCACCAGUUUUGUUCUUUAAGAUCUUGUCAUAUGAAUCACAAGGACUGAACUAUUGUUUUUACCCUUGGGAGAAACUGCCAACUGACCUAAGUUACUUAUGUAUAACCCUUUAAACAAUUACUGUAUAAAUUAAAAAUGUAUAUUUUGAGCUAGAAAUAGGAAUUAUGAAGCCAGUCAAAUUCUACCUUUUGAGAAACAGGCAGUACAUUCAGCCCCUUGCAUGUUGCAUUUUUGGAAACUUGGUAAAGUCACGUUGAAGUAAAAUGAUUUUUGCAUUAUCUGCUUUUAAUGACGGUACAGUAGUAGAUCCCUUCAUGUCUAUAAAGCAUCUAGCACACCACUGGCACUAUAACUAGUAAAAUUUAUGUCCAUAAUUCCGAAGGUGCAUGGAGCUGCAUGAUUAAAAUCCCAUUGAAGAUGAGGGUCAUGAAGCAAGAUUUCUCUGUGCCACUUUGAAUAACCUACCAACUAACAUUACAGUAUUUUAGAAUCAUUAACUUGUGAGUGCUAAGUCCAUUUAUGAGAAAAUGUCAGUGGGACAGAAUGUUGUCACAGGGUUAUGGUCUCCUAUGUAAAUACCAAAGCAGAACUGGACUUAUAGAAAAUAAGUGUUAAGAUUUAUUGGGAGAGUAGAAAUGCUUAUUUUUCAAAUCAGGCGCUAUUGAUCUGGCCACUAUUUUUUAGUACACUGACUUUAUUUCUGUUACACCUGUGUAGUAAUAAAUAUUUAACAACUUGUCUGUAAAUUGGUUUUAAUAGUGAGUUAGUCUCUGCAUAAUUCUGAUAUGCUGCAUUCUUAUUGGCUUACAUAACAGGUUGGGUUGUACUUCAGCCAGUCAGAAACAAGCUUAUUAAUUAAACUACAGUUUUCUGUGUAUUUUUUAAUAAGCUGGUUUCUAUGUGAUAGAAAUGGAGAAAAAUAUGAACAGCAGCUGGCUGGCACAGACUCCAUUUAGUGUAAAAACAAACAGCGUGCUUUGCUUCAAGUUCAGUCCUGUCUGAGGGGAAAAUGUCCAUUGAUAAUUUUAAGAAAAUGCUUACUUUACAAAAAAGAAUUGUGAAUGGAAUUGCAGCGCAUCUACAGUAGCAGUAUGGUUAAAUCUAAAACACACACUAUACUUUUUGCAUACAUAAUUCUUUCCAUUUUGUUUUAGGCAACAUUUUUGUGUAAUAGUUGAGGGUACGUUUCUAAUUGAGUUAAACUGUCCUUUUGGUUAUAAUAUUGAAAAAUAAUUUAACAGCUGUCUCUUCAGCUAGUGCCUUUUUAUCUGUAUGCCUUAAUUUUGUUUGUGUAUAAACACCAUAUUUAAAUCAUAUGGCUGUCUAAUCAUUCAGUACCACCAAAAUACUUUAAAAAUAUAUGCAAGGUUCCAAGGCAGAACUCAUUAACUGUAUCAAAAGUUGUAAUUUAACUAGUAUCUGUAGCAGAGUUUUAGGUUGAAAUUUUACUACAGUUGUUUUUAAAUGAUAAAAAUACUUAGCACCUACAGUGCUCUCCUACUGUACAAACAUUCCAGCAAGGAUGUUAGUGUUAUCCCCAUUUUACAGAUUGGAAAACUGAGACACAGGCUAGAUAACUUGCCCAAGAUUAUAGACUUAGACAUGCCACUUGCUAUACCUGGUACUGUACUAUAAUAAAUGAAGUUUGGCUAAGAAAAGUGUACAGUAGUAUUGGCUCGGUCUUAACAAAUUAGCAGAUAGUUCAAAUGCGCUACCUUUGUUUCCAAUAAUAUUGUGUUCUCUUCUUUUAAAUAAUCCUAACCCUGCCAUUGUCUUGAAUGAAAGCUUUCCUGCUAGAAGCAGAAGGUACAGUGCAGUGUAGUAAGCCAUUCCUUCAGACAACAUUGAGCAAUGUCAAACUGCAGCUUCAGAGACUUGAGCAAAUUGGUCAGAUUUACAGGUUAGGACUAAAUGUAUUUGUUAGCUUUUUAAUCCUCUAGCUCUUUAAACUUUAUCAUGAAUAUAAAAAAGCAUAUUUUGUGUGCUUGAAUGCAAGUCCAUAUGGUGUUUUUUGGAUUAGCAAAGGUAUUAUUGCCCAUACCAUUUCUUAUUGCUGGGAACUUCCUAUCUUGUAUUCAUGACAAGUAUGCAGUGUCAAAUCACUUAAAAAACCAAAGCUUUUCUAUCCCCUCUACAAGAGCCAAAAGUGAUGUUUUGUAGACUAGUACUGUUACUCAUCCUUAUCUACCAGUAAGCUAUUGCUAAAUAGAAUAGAACAGGCACUAGUAAAAGUUAUGUCCAGCACUGCCCAUUUUUAAGGAUAGGUUUGGAUUUUCAUUGUUGCUGUUUUGAGAUGCAAAAUUCAUUCCAGCAUUAAAAUGAAAAGUUUGAACAAAACUCUACACAAUCUUAUUGACAUCACUAACAUAAGGCACAAACUUGGUGAUUAAAUUCCUUUCCUAUGACAUUCUUUAUAGCCAAGUUUUUAGCUUGGGGGCAUUUAAGGAAAGCCAUGAAGAAAAGUAGAUAUAUGAUCUGAACUGCUCAUAGUGCCACAGCAAACAAGAACACUUCAGAGGUUGUUGGGGAAAGCAGUCCUUUUAAUUUAAGAGCCAAAUCUCACCCCUAGAUACCCGGGACUUCCACUGCCCUUAAGGGGAGAGCCAUGAAUGCACACUGGAGGAAGCAGAAUUUCCCCCAAGAUAGGAUUUCUAAGUCAUUAAACUCCAGAUCAGGAACAAAGAGUGCUUUUGCAUUUAACCUCUAGUUAGUUUGUUUUAAUUUGCUUUGACUUUACUUCAGUACCUUUUUUGGGGUCAUAUUUAAGUUCUGCCAUUAGCAAAACCUUGGGGAAAAUCUGUAGCAAGAAAACUGUAGUUCAGUUGACCUCUCAUGUAUUGAAAAGACGGAAUUUAGUAAGCUCAUUUUGACUAGCUCUUCGUUUUUUUCCAUUAGUUUUUUUAAAAGGGGUGAAAAACUGGAUGAAAAUUAGUGAAAAUUUGGACCUGAUCAUUCAAUUGUUAUGCUGGUGGAACUCCUGCUGGUAAGGAUUGCAGGACCAGGCUUCUUAUGGGGAGCAGAGAAGAAAGAGAAUAUGGGUUUACACUGAACGUAGGGUGGGAAAUAUUUCAAAAAGUUUUGCAUCUUUUCCCCCGAUAAUAGUUCUUCUCUCUCCCCUCUCCCCCAAGAAUAUAUAAAUGUGGAUAUAAAGACAAGCAUUGCAUUUUUUGUCAGUUUCACAGUGUUUAUCUUUCCCUAAUACUGGUUUAAAUCUUGAUGUCAUUCAUUCUAAAAUGUAAAUGGUUUAUUAAAACUUGUCUGCCAUCUCAGAUGUGUCACAGUUCAUUUAAUGGAAUAUCAUUGUAAAUAAAUGUUGGAGACUUGGAUAAGUUUGAAAGUAGGCUUUUUAAUUUUCACAAUGCUAUGAAUAAAUGUGUAAAUUUGCCCUUUUGAUCUAAUGUACAUUUUUAUGUAGCUGUUAAAUUCUCUAUAUUUAAUCUAUCCGUUUCUCUCUGUAAAUGUUUUUACUCUCAGUUGAAUGCUGGGCACAGUUUGUAAUGUAUGUACACAAAGGUGUUUUUUUCUAUCAAUGUUGACUUUUUUGCACAUUUUUGAAAAUGUUUAAUUUGUACACUGAUUUAAUACUCUGACCAAUUGUUGAUGGGCGUAUGAGAAUCACGUAUGUGUGCAAUGUACUACUGUUUGGAUGUAUGUUUUUUAUUACUUUUGAGAUGUUGCUAUCAGUAACUGCACUGCUGUUGCUGCUUUAAAUGGAAUUUCUUGUGUAAAAGUGUAUUAGCCUAUGGUUAUAUCUUGGUUGAGGAACUCAGGAGUUGAGCGUUGCUUACUAGUUCCAUAAUGUGUCUAACAACUUUCCCAACUUUAAAGUAUACUUGUAAUUCUGUGUACAAACUGAGUGUGUGUGUGUGUGUGUGUGUGUGUAUGUACGUGUGUGUGUAUGUACACACACACACACACGUCUAUAUAUAUAUAUAUAACCCAGUAGUCUUAUUCCACAGUUUCAUUUCUACAUUUUUAUGAACUUGUUUUUUAAGGGUACUAUGUUUAGUUAGAAUAAUUAAAUAUAUAAAAGCUUUGAGAGAUAAUUUACUAGAUAAAUAUAUUUUCAGCUGGCUGAUGUUCAGAAAAUAUUUUUUUAAUUUUGUUUUUAAUCAUUCAAAAUGUAUUUGUAUUUCCAAAAUUGGACCUGAAUUGUACUUAGAAGUAUAUUAAAACACUCUGGAGGGACAACAGUGUUAUUUCUCUUCUAAGAAUUUUGUAAAAAAACAAAAUGCUAAAGUGUCAGUGAUGCAGAGAAAAUACACUGUUGUGAAAAGGGGAAAGCAAUCUUUGAAUUCUCAGAGCUACUUGAAAAAAUAUGGGGGGGAAAAAAUCAAUCUUAGAAAAGUCAGAUUUUUCCAUUUCCUGUUCUUUGUUACAUUUAAUGUUAAUGCUUCUCUUUCUUUAUCCUUUUACCUUUCUAGUUUUCUGGUAUUAGAAAAGAUAAAAGCAUGUUACUAUAUUGCUGAUUGAUUGGCGCAUGAGAUAAGAACAUGCUUUAAAAAUGUGGCUUACUCCUUUCAAGAAUACCAGUCAAACUUUUGACUUCCAAUUUGAUUAACAUUUUUGUGGCUUAAAAAAAUAAAAAUCCUGUAUAAUGUUUAAAGUGAUACCAAGUAAAAAUUCUCAUGCUAGGUAUACAGUGCACUGUUGAAUGUCUCUAAAUCCAUAGUUUAGGAAAAGAGCCAGUAUACUCUGUCAAACAAAGGACCUACUAAUUGCCAGGUACGGUGUGGUUUCUUCCACUUUUCACGCACAUUUUGACUUUGUUACAUUCUCAAAAUUGUGCUUGUAAAAAUGUAUAAAAACUUUUUUGAUUUUUUUACUUUUUUAUGUAUUUACCUGUUUUAUUUUCUUGCUGGUAAAUGGCUUUUAUUUUGUUUGGGUUGGGUUUUUUGUAUCUGAUGUAAAGGAAGCCAUGUUUAUAUUUUGUGUUUGACCAAUGACUUUGUUUAUAUGAAAUUUGUAUAUUGUUGGUACACAUCUUUGUUUAGGUUGAUCAUGCAUGAGGACCUGCAAGAAUUAGCACAAUGAAAGAUUGCUUUUUCUUCCAAAUUUUUAUUCAUUUUUGAAAGGUUAUGGUGCAGAGGUUUACUGGAUGUAACCUUAUGAACUAUGGAACGACUAUAGAUAAUGGCACUUUGAGUGUUAAUAAAACAAAAUAUUUAUUUCCAA